Molecule: messenger RNA, 1068 nt
Organism: Symbiodinium natans
Lineage: Eukaryota; Dinophyceae; Suessiales; Symbiodiniaceae
Source: the annotation of a GenBank genome assembly
AUGGCUUUAUCCCAAGCCCUAAAUGGGUUGCGUCUUUCCAGUCGCGCGUGGUUGGAGUACAUUACAAGCGACACUCUUGGACCGCUUGGGCUCCAUGCCUGUGAGCGUGAGCCGUGUUUGUUCAGUGGCCUUGUUGAUGGAGUGGAAUGUUUAGUGCUCCUGUACGUUGACGAUGUGCUGAUAGCAUGUCCUAGCCAAAAGGUCAUUAACAAGAUCUUUGCUGCUCUGCAGAGUAGAGUACCGACGAAGCUGACUGGUAGGAUUCUCUCCUCCAAAGGGGGUGGUGGACACCUGCGUUUCCUGGGACGAAACAUUGAGAGGAGGCCGGGCGAAGCUGCGCUUACUCUCUUUGUCGAUGCCAACUACCUAGACUCCUGUUACGACGACUAUAAGUUGUCUGGUCGCGGAGGUGGUUCAUCUGCUUUUCCUGACAUCAGAGCAGUGUUGGAGAAAUCCAGCAAUAGCCAUGUGUUGUCGGCAGAAGCGCAUGCUAAGUUUAGGCGUGUUCUGGGAAAACUUGCGUGGUUCGCGCAAACGCGUGAAGACUUGCAUAUCGCGAUUUCCCUUGUUUCUGUGGGCCAAAGUGCUCCUACGGCUGCGCACGAGGAAGCCCUACGUGCUCUCCUCAGGUUUUUACGCAAAGAUGGUGAUGUGCGAGUGCACUUUCCUUCUCCUGAGACGAUGAGCAAUGACUCAUACCAGGAAGUUUCUGUGUUUUCCGAUGCUUCUUAUGCGCCUAUGCGUUCGCUGGGACGCAAGAGCAUCACCGGAGGAGUUAUCAUCCUCCAGGGGUCUCUGAUCAAGGCGUUGGCUCGACAGCAAGCUUCUGUCACGCUGAGUUCCUGCGAAGCAGAACUACACGCGAUCCAAACGAUGACUCAAGAGUCUCUGGUGGAGUCAUCUGUACAGGCUGAAGCUUUGCCAAAGGCAAUAGCUGGGCCCAAGCGGACGCCGAUGCUCACUUUGCAGGAUGUACAGGCCAAGUACUCGGAGCAGCAAAUCUGCCGCAUCAUUCGCUGGUAUGAGGGAGUGAAGACAACCAUUCCUGAUUUCGAGCGAUAUGGUUAG